Messenger RNA from Caenorhabditis remanei, 1002 nucleotides. RefSeq lists its product as uncharacterized. The transcript is spliced from 6 exons. Gene Ontology annotation, cellular component: cytoplasm. Bases 1 to 1002 code for a protein of 333 amino acids. NCBI's taxonomy places the organism in Eukaryota, Metazoa, Nematoda, Chromadorea, Rhabditida, Rhabditidae. The record is from RefSeq and is a predicted model, not a curated record. Gene Ontology annotation, molecular function: iron ion binding; 3-hydroxyanthranilate 3,4-dioxygenase activity. Gene Ontology annotation, biological process: quinolinate metabolic process; 'de novo' NAD+ biosynthetic process from L-tryptophan.
AUGAGCUGUUUCACCUCCACUAAACUAUUCGUUUCGCAUCAGGAGCAACUCGUUCGAACCACUUCAUUCGUUUCCUCCGAGGAGCAUCAGAAGAAGAUUCCAGAAGCUCCAGAAGCCCCCAAACCACUAUCGGUAGAUCAAACCGUAGAUCACAAAAUGGCCGGUGUCACCGCUGUAGAGAUUCCACAAUGGAUUCAAGAUAAUCAGGGAGACUUCGUGCCGCCUGUCUGCAAUAAAUGCAUGUUCUCGGAUCAGCUGAAAGUGUUCUAUGUCGGCGGACCGAAUCAGAGAAAAGAUUUCCAUUUGGAGGAGGGAGAGGAGUUCUUCUUUCAACGAAAAGGAGAUAUGGUGUUGAAGGUGAUCGAGAAGGGACAGGUUCGAGAUUUGGUCAUUAAGCAAGGCGAGAUGUUCAUGCUGCCCGCCCGUGUCGAGCACUCUCCCCAACGGUUCGCCAAUUCCAUCGGACUCGUCGUGGAACGUGAACGAAAGAAUACCGAGUUCGAUUGUGUCCGAUUUCUUGUCGGCUCCUCAAACGUCACUCUUUUCGAGAGAUGGUUCUUUUUGACUGAUGUGGUCAAAGAUCUUCCGCCAUUGAUAAAAGAGUUUUACAAUUCGAAUGAGUUUAAGACAGGUAAACCGGGAAAGGGAACAUUCGCUUGUAAUGCUCCUUAUGAGGCGAGAUGGACGGAUUUGCCUGUGCCAAUCAAUCGGAAAGAAUUCAUUUAUGAUCAUAUCAGUGAAGUCAAAAACGGCCCUGUGAAAAUCUACGGCGCCCCGGAAUACAAAACAGAAGUGAUGCUGUUGGGAGAGGGGUCUUAUGACUUGGAAGCGGGUGCUGUGGAACUGUUGAUUUGGUUGCAGGAAAACACGUUCGCCGUCGUGGAGGAGAGCGGUUUCACCUACGCUCUCAAAUCGGAGACCAUGGUUCGAAUAAAACCCAAUACCAAAUGCCUUCUCAACGUCAAGGGAGGCUUCGCCAUCACCAUCCGUAUGCCCGGAUAA